Mesocestoides corti is the source of this 897-nucleotide messenger RNA. The record is from the annotation of a GenBank genome assembly. NCBI's taxonomy places the organism in Eukaryota, Metazoa, Platyhelminthes, Cestoda, Cyclophyllidea, Mesocestoididae.
AUGGCAUCAAUUGACUUUACAGAUCCUCAAGCUGCUGUCAAGUUUGUGGAAGACAACAGAGAUAAGUACAUGAGUCUAAACGACGAGGCUCUUAUCUUAGCUCAGUCAACUAUCGGCAUGAUUCGACUCCUCAUUCUUAAUGACCUUCCGGGUGCUCGCGACAUUAUUGAAUCAACUUGUACAAUCCUGUCUAAGAUUGACGGCGUCACCCCUGUUCAUUCGCGUUAUUACCGAAUGAGUUCGCAAUACUACAAGCUUAUGGGUCAACACGCCGAAUACUACCGCGAGGCGCUUCGGUUUCUUGGGUGCACGGACAUGGCCGAACUCUCCGACGAGGAGAAGCAGGAUUGGGCGUUUUCGAUUGGACUUGCAGCUUUGCUUGGCCAGGGAGUGUAUAAUUUUGGCGAGUUGAUCUCCCACGAGAUCCUCGAGUCGCUGCGCGCAAAGAAGGACGCCGCGUGGCUCGUCGACUUGCUGCACGCCUUCAACAAGGGCGACUUGGACGUGGUCGCCAAGCUCAAGCCGAAGUGGUCGAAGGUGAAGGACCUCGCGGUGGCCUCGCAGUUUCUCCAGGAGAAGGCCGUCCUGCUGGCUCUCAUGGAGAUGUUCUUCCGACGUCCACCCAACCACCGCACGGUCACUUUCGAGGAAAUCGCCAAGGCAACUCGGUCCCCCGUCGACAAGGUGGAGUAUAUUGUGAUGCGAGCCCUCUCGCUCAAUCUCAUGAAAGGCCGAAUCGACGAAGUCAACCAGAAGGUCAGCCUGAACUGGCUCCAGCCUCGUGUUCUCGAUCUUGACCAGAUAAAAAGCAUGGCUGAGCGCCUGAACGCUUGGCACCAAUCAGUGACCUCCGUCAGCAACCUCGUUUCUGUCGACUCGAAAGAAAUUCUGAUCUAA